This is a messenger RNA of Scylla paramamosain (green mud crab), 2944 nucleotides long. Its product is annotated as ras-related protein Rab-18-like. The coding region runs from base 130 to 750 and encodes 206 amino acids. The transcript is spliced from 5 exons. Lineage: Eukaryota; Metazoa; Arthropoda; Malacostraca; Decapoda; Portunidae. The record is from RefSeq and is a predicted model, not a curated record. Gene Ontology annotation, molecular function: GTP binding; GTPase activity. Gene Ontology annotation, biological process: vesicle-mediated transport.
GGUGAUGCAAGGUUGAGUCCUCAGCUGGCUGAGGUAAACACUGUAGCCAUUGUUGUCACCUGCAUCAUUAAACUCUCCUGUGCAGUCUUAUAACAGUGUUGCUCCUCGCCAUUGAUCAUUUCCGGAGAAAUGGCAGAUCAAGACAUCUUAACUACUCUGAAAAUCCUCAUAAUUGGUGAGAGUGGCGUCGGAAAGUCGAGCCUCUUGUUGCGGUUCACUGAUGACACUUUCGACAUUGAGCAGAGUGCAACCAUCGGGGUAGACUUCAAGGUUAAGACAAUUACAGUGGAUGGCAACACAGUAAAACUUGCCAUAUGGGACACAGCAGGACAGGAAAGAUUUCGCACCCUGACGCCAAGUUACUACCGAGGGGCACAAGGCGUGAUCCUUGUGUAUGAUGUGACCAAGAGGAACACCUUUGCCAAGCUGGACAUGUGGCUCAAUGAACUAGAGACUUACUCCACUCGCACAGAUAUUGUCAAGAUGCUGGUGGGGAAUAAGAUUGAUAAGGAGAAAGUUGAGGUCAGCAGGGAAGAUGGACUGAAGUUUGCCCGUCGUCAUGCCAUGCUGUUCAUUGAAGCCUCAGCCAAGACCAGAGAUGGAGUGCAGUGUGCCUUUGAGGAACUGGUACAGAAGAUCGUUCAGACGCCGGGGUUGUGGGAGAUGGACCACCGGCCUCAGGGAAGUUUCAGUGUCACCAACCAGAGGGACGACAUGGACAACUACUGCAGCUACUGUUCUGUGCUCUAAGGGCCUCUUGCACACGUCAGUGAGCUUGUUAUUGUACCGUUGGCUGUUUUGUGACAAUAGGUGCAUUAUGUCUACUCAGAGGAGGCACUGUUGUUAAAGGGGACCUUAUCAUUUUUGCAUUUUUUAAAAGUUUGGAGGAAUGAUGUGUGCAGCUCACAGGCCCAGUGGCUCAGAGGCUUAUUCAAUGCAUAGUUGUGGUGGGUCUCGAGUCCCUGAGGUGGGGAUGGGAGGGGCAGUGUUACUCAUAUUAGGCUUUUGUACACUCCGUUUUAAUUUCAGUAACAGAUAAUCAAGGUGCUCAGUACUCUGAGCUGCACAACCAUGUCAUUAUAUGUAUGGAUCUGAAAAGUUAGGGUUGCUUAGUACCAGUGAAUUCAGGUACAUAUUUAAAUAUAAAUAUUUGAUGAGGAUGUACAGUUUAUCAUAGGGAUCAGUAACAAGGUGCAGUAUGUUGAUUUUUACUUAGGUGUUUAUUGAUGUUCCAGACUUCCUUUUUAGUUUAUAAUUCUGAAUUUUGUAUCUUUUGUAAACAUUUCUAGCAUUUUCUUUUAAAGCCCAAAACUCUUCAAGUGUCAUUGCAACUUUGAGUAUGUUUAACACAAAUUGAUGUUUUGAGAAGUGGUAAUGAUGUUUCCUUAAGAGUUUUGUAACAUACCUGGUGAUUAAGGACUCUAUUAACUAACCAUAUAUUUGGCAGGAUCUGUGUCCUACAUAAUAUUAUAUACUUGAAGUAUUUGUAAUCACAUGUCUCACUGAGGCAAACAGCAAUGACAGUGUACAGCAAAGGUUGAUAUAGUCCUUUGCACACACACACACACACACACACACACUACCACACAGCUCACUAGCUCAGUGGAAAUGUCCUUGCCUAUCAUUUGUUAGGUUGAGGUCCAUACCCUGUUCAGGAGUAGGUUUUGUCCUUCCUGAGCAGGAGGAUAGAGUGCAUUGUGUAAAAGGUCUCAGCCUUACUAUCUCUGGUAGAGUAAUAGCUGGUGACCAUAAGUCAAGUCCAGCUUGUGAUCCUCAAGUCACUAGGAAGAAUUACACACACACACACACACACACACACACACACACACACACACACACACACACAGUGACAGCUGUGUGCUUUACUUGCUGACGCAGGGGCCAUGAGGUUUAGCAGGAGUUGGUGGAUGUAUAAUAACUUAUUUAAAAGAUAUCUUUUAUUAUAUGUUAUUGAUAUAUAUAUAUAUAUAUAUAUAUAUAUAUAUAUAUAUAUAUAUAUAUAUAUAUAUAUAUAUAUAUAUAUAUAUAUAUAUAAUUUUCAACAAAAGAUACAUAUAAAACAAAACUAAAAAUAAAUACAAGGUAUAAAUCUUUUGACUUCAACAACAAAUUGUAUACUAAAGUUCUCACUCCUCUUUAUUUGUUGCAACUAGGUGUAUUCUUUGCACUGGAUGGUAUGCCUACAUGUAAUCAGUCUUUGUUCCCCACCACAUAGUGAUACAAUGUAAGUGAUCUUAAUAAAUGUAAUAAAUGUACAGUUCAGGCCAGAACUUGCCCAUAAAGCUUCUGGCAAGAUAGGUUAGGUAAAAAAUUUCCUGUACAGUGGGUAGUGUGGAAGUGACUCGUUACUCACUGUUUACUGACGGAAAAAAUGUGAUGAGAUUAAAAAUAAAUGCUCCAGGAAUGUAGCUAACUGAGAUAAGGUAGUGCCAUUUUUUUCUUCUUUUUGCAUAGCUUAAAUGUGGCACUGCACUCAACAACAGGCAAGGCAGUCCAUUGUAUAAAACAUUUCUGUGACUUCCACUUGCAGAUGACCGACCACUUGACGUGAAUGAAAUGUGAGACAGAAAUCAAAUAGUACUAUCUCAUUUUUGUAACAAUAAAAUUCAACAAAAUAAAGCAAGUUUAUCAAAAAAUGACCAGUGUAGGUUAUUUAUUUACUCUGAUUACUUUGGUGAAUUUUGCCCUUUACUAGCACAGUCAAGGGCAGGCCUCUGCUGGUGCCAAGACACUUGGCAGACCCUCCCUUCAUGCUUAAUUGUGUGAGUGUUAUGGUGGGAGCUUUAUAAAAUUAUGUACAGCUAUAUAAAAUUUCAUAUAUGAUUAAUAUCUCGUGGAAGACCUACUAAGAGAGAGAGAGAGAGAGAGAGAGAGAGAGAGAGAGAGAGAGAGAGAGAGAGAGAGAGAGAGAGAGAGAGAGAGAGAGAGAGAGAGAGAGAGAGAG